GAGGAAGCGGGCCGGAGUCCGCCUGGAGACCAGCAUGGUCGCGCCGCGCAUGACGAUCCCGAAGGAGUUCAUGCUCUGCCCGCUGGGCCACCCCGACAAGUUCGUCCGGGUGGUCGGGCUCGGGCUCCGCAUCCAGACUCGCGACGACGCCCCGGGCAUGGACCACAAGUCCUUCUUCGCCCUCGCGAAGUUCUCGCUGUGGUGGCUGCCGGAGCAACACCCGAAACAUGUGCCGCCUGCGGACGCAGGAGUCGGCCAGCCAGGGCGUGGACGGCGGCAUGAACUUCUAUUUCAUGCAGGAGAGGGCGCGCAGAAGGGCGUGCCAGACGCCCGGGUGGUGCUGAGCGGCAGCACCGACCCGCGGUACGCCAACCUGGUGACCGUCGCCAGCCCCUUCUACCCAGGCGCCUUCCGCUUCGAGGGGGCCUUCUGGCCGGGGCAUUACCUGGCGUUCCGGCCCCCGGACACCAUCCACAUGACAGGCACGGUGAGCGAGGAGAGACGGCGACGUGACCGACUUCCUACUGGCAGACUACGGCUCCAUACACAAGCUCAUGACCAUGGACGAGGUGCUGACCCCGCCCUGCGAGAGCCAGGGCAGCGGGGGGUACACCAAGCUCAGCGACCUCCGCGCCGACCUCGCCGUCCGCAUGUACUUCCAGAACAACAUGGGCUGCCCGGUCUGGAACAACAAGGAGUUCGACGUGUAUUUCGAGGGCCAUCAGGAGACUAUUGGGACUUCGACCGCAAGCACGCACGGGUGCGCGUGCGCCCGAAGGCGGAGCAGCUCACGAACCGCCUGCGCAGGUCGCGCCGGCCCGACGAUGUGGCGAGGGCUGUGCUGUGCGCGGGGGAGGAGCUCUGCGAGAUGACCCCCGAGGUCGUUGCAGAGGCGUUGCGGGCGCUCGCGGGCGCCCCGCCCCCGGACUGCAGCCCUGCGGACCGGAGGGACCUGCGCGCGGCGCGCGCGCGGCUCUGCUCGCGGCUCCCGGCCUCCUGCGAGACUGCGGAGCAGUCGCAGGCCGCACUCGGCGAGGUGGUCUCGCUGCACGGGGCGGUGUGCGGGGCCGCCGCCGCCGCCGCGGGCCUGGCGGCGCCCAGCGUCGCCGCCGAGGCAGAGGCGGAGGAGGAGGCCGCCAGGGCCGUGGCGGCCGCGGACGCGCGGCUGCGGACGAUGGUGCUGGAGAGGCUGGGGGCGGCGGAGCCGAGGGCGCUCACGCCGGCACUGCUGGCCGCGCUGCUGACGCUUCCGCUCGACUGGGUCGCCCAGCACCUGCGGCAGCCGCUGCUGGGCAGGCUGCCGCUGCCCGACCUGCUGCGCCUCGUGGCGCUGCUCGGCGAGCGCGGCGGCGAGCCGGGCGGCGACGGCGAGCUGGCCGGGGACCAGCAGCUGAGCCCGCCCCUCCGCCGAGCCUGCAGCGGUGUCGCCGCAUGCCUGUCCAUGCUCCGUGGGCAUUCAGGAAGGACCGCUGCAAUCCUGAAGGAGCUCAUGGAGUGCUUGCUGUUUUGCCCGAAGGCGGCCAGCGUGACGGCGCCGCCGUCUCAGAGGCUGGCCGCUGGCGUUUCUGCGCGGCCGUGCGGCGCGGAUGUUUUCGUGCUCUCAGUGUGCACCAGGAGCGCGCCGAUCUACAUGAUUGCGGCCUUCCUGACUUUCGUCGUCCAGAACUUCUACGAGGAGCUGAACACACAUGCCGUCCGUCGCGGGAUCCCCAGUCUGUACGCUGCGAAAGCCUUAUCAUUGCAGCUCGGUCCUGGCGCGGCUCCCGCUGUGACGGCGGUGCCGCCAGCUGGCGCUUUGCGUGCGUUGCUCAAGGUGGCGCUCGGCAAUUUCUUGGACGAGGCGGUGGCCCAUGUUCAACGCCUUCAGUGCUUGAACAAUGGUCAAGUGAACCGAGGCGGCGGGAAUUUCAAGCCCGCCAAGCGAGUGUGCCAUCGUGCGUGGGGCUCGCGCUUCCACUUGCGGCCGUUCACCGUCGUCUUGGCGUGGACUGGGACGGACGGCAGCCUGCUGAAACCCGCGUGCGCCUCCGUCUUCCACGCCACGGACAACUUCCGGAGCCACCGCGUGCGGCUCCGGGCCCUGUGCAGGCAGAAGUGGCCGGAGCGGAACCUCGGCCCACCGAAGCCCGAACGGCAAGCGCGCGGGAAGCCCGCGGUUGCGGCUGGGUGGCCGUGGCCCUCCGCGCGCCGGCGUCUGAUCGACUCUUUCAUGGCGACCUGA
Messenger RNA from Prorocentrum cordatum, 2221 nucleotides. The record is from the annotation of a GenBank genome assembly. Lineage: Eukaryota; Dinophyceae; Prorocentrales; Prorocentraceae.